Molecule: messenger RNA, 523 nt
Organism: Myzus persicae (green peach aphid)
Lineage: Eukaryota; Metazoa; Arthropoda; Insecta; Hemiptera; Aphididae
Exons: 1
Coding region: 89-523 (144 amino acids)
Source: RefSeq, a predicted model, not a curated record
UAUUAAUUUUAAUUACAUUUUUUUUAUUUUAAAAGAUGGUUAUAUAACUAUAGACAUUAAUGGUAAACGUAUUUCCACCGCAAACACUAUGUCAGCGUCUAGAAAUAAGAAGGCACGCAUGAGCCUAGUGCAAUCCCCCGGUUUCGUUGAGAUUUCAUCCUCAAAAAAUAGGAAAAUAGUUUGGCACUAUGCCAAAAAUACCGAUAAUGUACAGAACUAUCAAGAAUUUCUCCACUUUCUCGAGCCUGAGCUGAAAAAAUUAUUGAAAACACGCGUUCAGGAAGGGCCGAUAAAAUUUAAUUUAAAACUCGAGGCGACCUACAAUCGUCCACAUGUAGAAAAUUCCUCAGAAAAUCGUGCUUUCAAAACAUCUGCUGUUGAAUUGUUUAGAGAGUCGGAUAUAUCAACAAUUCUUGGGAAAUCUUUUACAAAAUUAUUGAUGGAAGAGGAGACUUAUACAAGUAGAGGGAGUGGGUUCACGUUACAAACUAUAGACGGAUUAUUAUUGGCAGUUUAUAAAUAA